Molecule: messenger RNA, 414 nt
Organism: Trypanosoma brucei brucei TREU927
Lineage: Eukaryota; Euglenozoa; Kinetoplastea; Trypanosomatida; Trypanosomatidae
Product: 40S ribosomal protein S24e
Exons: 1
Coding region: 1-414 (137 amino acids)
Biological process (GO): translation
Cellular component (GO): ribosome
Molecular function (GO): structural constituent of ribosome
Source: RefSeq, a predicted model, not a curated record
AUGGUCUUCCAGAAGAAGAAGGCAGAGGUGACGGUGCGAACCUCGCAGUUCAAGGUGAACAAACUGCUGAACCGCAAGCAAUUCGUUGUUGAGGUGAACCACCCCGGGUGGUGCGGCACUGUUCCCGCGAAACUCAUUCGCAACCGCCUCGCGUCGCUCUACAAGGUCGCUGACGAGAACCAAAUUUCCGUCUUUGGCUUCAAGACGAAAUUCGGUGGCGGGAAAACGACUGGUUUCGGUCUUAUCUAUGAUGACCUUGCUGCCAUGAAGCGCAUUGAGCCCAACUACCGUAAGGCUCGCUUGGGUAUGGGUAAGAAGAAGCUUCCGGCUCGUAAGUCAGUGAAGGAACGCCGCAACCGAAACAAGAAGAUUCGUGGCAAGGCGAAGGGCAAGAUGCAGACAAAGAAGAAGUAA